AUGGAGCUGGAAGCGCUACGCUCCAUCUACGAGGGAGAUGUGUGCUUCAGGGAGCUGAGCCCGGUGUCCUUCCAGUACAGGAUAGGUGAAAGUGGAGAUCCCAAAGCUUUUCUAAUAGAAGUUUCUUGGCCAGAAACGUACCCGCAAACAGCACCAGUCAUAUCAAUGGAUGCUUUCUUCAACAACACAAUAUCUUCAGCUAUUAAACAGAGUAUAUUGGAGAAGUUGAUGGUAGAAGUUGAAGCGAAUCUUGGGACUGCUAUGACAUACACACUUUUUGAAUAUGCCAAAGAUAAUAAAGAGGUGUUCAUGGAAAAUCAGCCUGUUAACACUGUGACUUCAGUAAGCAAUAGUAUUGCAAUUGGAACUCCUGAUAUGCCAGCAAGUAAGAAAAAAGAUAAAAAGGAGCAUUUAUCCAAAACGCAGAAACGAAAACUAGCUGAUAAAACAGAUAACAAAGGAGAGCUUCCACGAGGAUGGAACUGGGUGGAUGUGAUCAAGCAUUUAAGCAAAACUGGUUCUAAAGAUGAUGAAUAAAGGACUUUGGUACAAGGAAACUCCACCUUUUAAUACAGUGCAAUUUUGGGUCACCAUCUUUCUCUUUAAUAACUUUCAUAUUUGUUGAAGUAAACAUUUUAUAAAGCUCGAUUUCCUAACUUGCAGACCUAGUCACAUAAGUUUAUCUAGAGACUAUGUAGUCUUUGGGAGAAAACAAAAACAACAAACUUGCCUUAAAUGGAGGUUAGAAUGUGACAAACAUGUAGAGAGCAAAUGUGGUGAAGUGAAUACUCCUAUAUGCAGUGUUUAUUAAUUUAUAUUUUACUCUGUAGUAAAAUCCUGUUAUAGUGAACCCAAUGAUACUGUAAACAUUUUCUGGUGUUCUUAUUCCAAUUGAAGAAAAAAGCACUAUAACAGUGAUUGGUCACUUGACAGCAUAAUUCAUCAAAAUAAAUUAUUCCG
Nestor notabilis (Kea) is the source of this 960-nucleotide messenger RNA. RefSeq names its product RWD domain containing 4 (gene RWDD4). The record is from RefSeq and is a predicted model, not a curated record. The transcript is spliced from 7 exons. Gene Ontology annotation, molecular function: protein binding. The coding region runs from base 1 to 537 and encodes 178 amino acids. Lineage: Eukaryota; Metazoa; Chordata; Aves; Psittaciformes; Psittacidae.